Molecule: messenger RNA, 429 nt
Organism: Striga asiatica
Lineage: Eukaryota; Viridiplantae; Streptophyta; Magnoliopsida; Lamiales; Orobanchaceae
Source: the annotation of a GenBank genome assembly
AUGUGGGAUGUGAAUACUGAGGCAGUGGUUUAUAAUAAAAAAAGGUUCUUAUUUGACAGUAGCUGGGCUAAGAUGGAAGGAGUCACUCAAGCGGUUGAGAGAGGGUGGAAUAUUCAGAUGGAUGGCACACCUAUGUACCAGACUGGUAUUGAUGAGUAUAAUUGGGUUCCUGGCCUAAAUGGAGGUAAGCCUGCUCUAAAGGUCAAUAUUGAUCCUUCUCUGUUUACUGUGAAUCAUCUUCUAUGCAAUAGUGGUUUAAGCUGGGAUGAGAAUCUAGUCAGAAUUCUGUUCCAUGAUAGAGAUGCUACUGAAAUUUUGAAUAUUCGAGGUCUGGAUCCUAGGGGUGAAGAUUUAUGUUUAUGCAACUUCGCUGUGAAGGGGAAUUUUUCAGUGCAUGCUGCUUAUGUUUCUAUGCUUAAUGAGAAGAUU